This is a messenger RNA of Acanthosepion pharaonis, 2388 nucleotides long. Lineage: Eukaryota; Metazoa; Mollusca; Cephalopoda; Sepiida; Sepiidae. The record is from the annotation of a GenBank genome assembly.
AUGCACCAGCAGAGGCGGGCAAGGCCGGGACUUGAUUUUCCCCGCCCACUGAUAGGGACAACUCAAGAGGAAACCUGUGGUUCAAGGUUUAAUAUUGGUACCCUGAAACACCAUUCUUUCCGCCAAUCAGUUCCAAAACGAUACCAAGAACCCAAAAGGGCACCAGUUCCGCAUCUGCAUGGUUCUGUUAAGUCUCUCUCUGCUGGGGGGGGGGGGGAAUGGGGGCGCAAAAUCUUUCUCAUUCAGGUCAACAGCAGCCCAGGAUUCACAUUAGCCCGCAAAUACAUGCUUGGUGUUAUUGCUUCCAUCUCUCUCUCUCUCUCUCUCUCUCUCUCUCUCUACUCGAUAACCUUUUGGGGUAAAGAAAUGGUAGCCAACACGGAGAAGCCAGAUAAAAGGCUCUUCCAUGUGGAUGAAAACUCGGUCGGAACCUGCUCGUCCCAUCCCAAGUCCUUCUUCCAUAGCUCACUCGAAAGGAUACGAUCUCGCAAGGAAACAGGCAAAUAUAAUAACAAAGGGUCAAAGACACUUGCUGCUUCCGCAAAUAUUACUAAAUUAAGCAGAUUUCCCAAAUGGAAGAAUGAAGAAGAAAAAGAAAAUGCCACGUUUGAUGAGUUGCGAAUCUUCUCACCUGACAGCAACUCAGAGAAUUUUGUGGCAUCAACAGAACUUGCAAAAGCUGUGCAGUAUAAUUAUGAUGAUGAGGGUUAUUUUGAGACAGCUGCAGAUGCAGAGAAGUGUAAGCGUUCCAACAAUAUUAUGCGCUGUCAAAGUAUAUUGGAUCCUUUUGUAUGGGUAACUUACAAAGCACAGCUUGCACAGUGCUCCAGUGAUGAAAGCUUCUCUGUUCAAAAAACAUCCUUUGCCCUAACUGUCAAGGCCAAAUAUGAUGAACAACAUGGUGAUUAUCUCUACUGUUUCCAAGGGCAAGUCUACCUUGACUUGGAAAUGUACCAAAAUGCACUGGAAGCCUUUAUAAAAGCAGCCACUCUAGUACCUGACCAAAUUGUCUACAAAGCCAAAUGUUGUAGUUGCCUCAUAAAUCUAAAAUGUUUUGACCAAGCCUGGGUGAUUUUGAACAAACUCUUAAAUCAGAAUCCAAACAACACAGACUUGAUUUUGAUGAAAGCGCGCCUUUAUCAUAUCACUGGUGAGUAUUCGUCUUCAUUCCAAGCUAUCAAAGCUGUACUGAGCCAGGGUGAAAAUUCUAUUGCAUCAAUGAUGUUGGAACAAGUAACUAGCAAAGCUGAACAAUUUAGAUGUGAAGCCAUGAAUCUCAACAUUCAAAAACAGUUCUAUCCUGCCAUCAAAAAAAUCAGUUUAUCCAUCAGCCUUUACCCAACAGAAGCCAAAUCCUACCUUCUUAGAGGAAUUCUACAUCGUCAUGUUGAAGACUUUAAUAGUUCUAUUGAUGAUUUGGUAAUGGCUCUGAAGAAGUGUAGCCUUACAGAGAAAGAAAACAUUCAGAAAGAGGCUCAACAUCAACUCCUCCUUACUUUCAAUGAUUUUUCUCUGGAAUGUUUUGCCAAAGGAUUUCUUGAUGAAGCUAUUCAGCUACUCAACAGAGCAAUAGCAGGCGAGAAAAAUGAAAAGGGUCUUUAUUUGAAUAGAGCAGAGUGUUUCUACCAAAAGAUGAAAUAUAAUUUCUCCUUGCAAGACUAUCAACAAGCCCUUGAGCUGGACCCCAAUGACACAAGCAUUCUUCCAAAAAUUGCUUCUGUCUAUUAUGUAAUUGGAGUGGAAAAAUACAUGAAUAGGAAUUAUGAGGAUGCCCUCAAGACUUUAACUUUGGCUAUUGAGCAUGCUCCAACAACGGGACAAUAUUACAUCACCAGAUGUAAAUGUUUUCAGAUGUUACAGAAAUUGAAUUGUGCAAGGUGCGAUCUUAUGAUUGGUAUGCAACUGAUCCCAACAAACAAGCAGAUAAUCCCUCUCCUUGCAUAUCUUUUUCCAAGCACUUCUUUUGCUGACAUCAUGGCUCAUCCUUUGGCUAUCCAAGCCAAAUACAUUGUACAAAAUUUGCUAAACAGGCCCAAAUCCACGCACUAUUUUCCACCAUUGUCAAAUGAUCAGAGUAACCAGAAUGAUGAGAAUUGCUUAGAUAGUCCAUCAGUAGCGGCUAAAAAUGGAUUUGUAUCAAGAAAUACCAAAUUAUCAACAUUGUCUAACAAUUCCAUAUCAACUGUUGACCUUGUAUGGCAAAAGAAAAAGAUUAACUGUAAGAUCCAAGAGAGAUUGAAGAAAUGUAAACCUCCAAAACCAAUUGAUGCGAGUCUGGACUUGAAGCCCACUGGGCCAAACUGGAUCAAUCCAUGGAAGGUGAUCCACAGAUCAACUUGGCAAAGAAAUAUGUUAAAGAGAAGGACUGAAGACCUACAAGUAGGAUGA